This is a messenger RNA of Paramuricea clavata, 8423 nucleotides long. The record is from the annotation of a GenBank genome assembly. Lineage: Eukaryota; Metazoa; Cnidaria; Anthozoa; Malacalcyonacea; Plexauridae.
CACGAUUUUUGAUCACGAUGAAAUUUAAUUGGUUAAAACUGGUCCACGUGACUUGAGUAGCUAAAAGUUUUAAACGAAAACGCAAGUCAAUUUGUGCAGUGUUGUACCGACUUCCAAACGUGUUACAACAACGACGUGAAAAUGGCAAAAAUGAUUUUUCUGAUUUUCGUUGGUUUUCUUGCGAUGGUUACUCUUGGUGAAGCGAUCUGUUGUGAUUUGAUAAAGUCACUAGCGGAGAAGAAGAGUGAAGCGAACAAAACAUUAUGCGGUGCUGGAAACACACUUCCUCCUCAGUGUUGCAGAGAUAUUGCAAAUGUGGUUAGACAAUUUGUUGAUGCAUAUGAAGCAUUAUGUUUGAAUAGUAAGUAUUAGUAAAGUCUUUAUUUGCAUGUGUAACACGCAAUAGGGCCAUUCAUAUACCAGCAAAAAUAAGUUGGUUAACAUGGCCGAAGCACGUGACGUAUAUCAGUAAGAAUCUGAAUUCUGAUUGGUUUAUAUUCAUAUAAUAAUAUGUAUGCAUAUUGUUUGUUAAAAUUAAACUGACUACACUCUAUGACUAUAUAUAUAGCAAACGUUUGUCACCAUUGUCGAUCGCUUUAUAUUACUUCACAUUAUUGAUCACAUAUUGGCAUUGCAUGUCGUCACUAAUUUUAUAAUAAUUCGAUUUGUUAGCACUCCUAGUAUGCUACUGCGUGUUUGCACUUGGCUGAAAACUGCGCUACCCAAAACUAGCUCCCAAGAUAAAACCCGUUCCGCCGCCACUGGAGUCAGACCUUUGAAAAGUUGGUCAAAAUGUUCACCAAAACUUGGUCAAAAUAUCAGGACCCCUCCCCCCCCCCACAAUGUUAAUAUGCCCAGAAAAUAUUACCGACCGUUGAAACAAGCAUGUUUAAAUUGACUCGCGUUCGAUGGAGGUUUGAUCUCGGCACUGAUUUUUCAAUUGCCGCAUUAGCCAUUAAUUGAUGAGUAUAUAAAUUAAAAAUAACACAUCGAUAAUUCAUCGACAAUAUUUGAAAGUUUAUAAAUAUACCGAUAGUGCAAUCACGGCGUCGUCUACUUUUUUCGGCAGAUAUACAGCUAGUUAUGCAAGACUGACAAAGGUAGGUUCUAGCUGCUCUUGGACAUCAACUAGAGCAGGGAGAACCGGCUCGUGGCUUCAGGUUGAUCUGGGACAACUCACCACAGUGACACUGACAGGAAUAGCAACCCAGGGAACAUGCUAUGGCAUCAAUGAAUGGGCAAAGUCGUACUCGGUUUCAUACAGCUAUGACCCCAAUUCAUGGACACCUUACAAAGAAUCAGGCAAAGUAAAGGUAAGUCAGCGCAUCAAUCUUGUAUGGUGAAAUUUUACAAAACACGGAUUCAGAAAUUAAUAUAAAGGCCCGUUUACACUUGCAUCUUUUGCUGCGAUUUCUAAUGCGAAUUUCUUCUUCUGAUAAUAAAUAAUAAUAAUAAAUUAUGUUUAUCUUGCGCCAUUUACACUGAAUUAACGAAUCUAAUCUAUUCAAAUCUAAAUUAAUCUAAUCAAAUAUAUUGUUUUGCCCACUUCGUAGGCUAGCAUAAAGUGCAAGGGAUGAUCCUCCUUCUUCAUUUUAAUCAGUAUGUGUGCCCUCAUCUGAAUAUUCAUAACUCGUUCACAUGCAUCGGAAGUCGAAUAUCGCACUAUACACUAAGUGUACCGGCUUAAGCCAGUUUUCCACUAGGCGGAAUUUUGCGCGCGGAGCGGAAUCUUUCUUUGUCUUGUGAUUUCUCGGGUGGAACUAAUUAGAAAAGACAAAGAAAAAUUCCGUUCCGCGCGCAAAAUUCCGCCUGGUGGAAAACAGGCUUUAAACGGGCCUUAAGUGCACAAAAAAUGUCCGCUUAGGCCUGUUGUACUCGGAAAACUCACCUGAGUGGGAUGAAUUAUUGAAACCUCAUCUGAUGUUUUUAAUUUAGGUUUUUCAAGCAAACACCGAUCAAAGUUCCAUCGUUACCCACUCAUUCAAAUCUCCUAUUCGUGCUCGGUACCUGCGUGUGUUGCCAAAAUCUUGGAGCGGUUAUCCUACAAUGAGGCUCGAGCUUUACGGUUGUCGAUGUAUUUAAUACAUGCAUGCAUUGUUAUAUUACAGACCUGUGUAUACCAGUAAUAAUUUCUACAUAUGUAGCGCAUGGUUACUUUUUCUUUGUAAUAUGUUUUGUUAUUGUAAUGAUAAUAAAUUGUAGCUUGGCCAACUGGCAUGCAAGUGUACACUGAAUGCGUUCAUUGAAGACUUAUCAGAGGGUGGUGAAGGGUAUAUUCGUGAGAUGUGAAACAGCGGAUUUUUGUGUCCGGAAACGUGAUUUACAUGCCUAGCCGUGAGCCGUGAUUGAUUCGAAGACUAGAUGAGUGCAGUAAGAAGUGGAACGUGAAGUCAACGUGUUGCAGUGUUGCUUAACUUUUGUAGUUCCCGCAAAGAACGGCGUUUUCGUUCCAGUUCUUUUUCCAACUCUACGUCAUAUUCCAGUCGUCGUGCGUGAGGUCGUGUCUAAAAACUAAUAAUGAAUUAUUCAACUAUAUUGAUUGUUUUGAUGACUAAUUUGUAAUUUUAUCAUUGUUCGCAUGCAUUGACAUUGUGUGACAGUCUCGCCUGGCUUGCUGGUGUGGCUCGUUGCAUGGAACCAGAGAUAAGGCCCAGUAUAAAGUCGGUCGUAAGAGGGAAAGUUUCCUGUAAAAAAGGAAAUGUAUGGAACGUUAAAGGAUUUUUACUAGGCGGUUGUGGAAGACUUUGCUUCUGGACAAACUAACGAACUCACGGGUAGAAUUUAUUAUUAUAAUAAAGCGCUGCCAAACUUAGCACGUGCACCGCCAUUUUAGAUUUAUGGUGUAUAAACAUGGUUUCCCAAAAAAAACCAAAACUAUUGUAAUAACGCAUUGUUAGAAUUUGAAUGCCCUAACACUAGCCACUAUUAAGCUGAACGCAAAGAUGUGUAAAAUAUUGACCGGGUGCACAUAUUAAAUAUUGACUUAUUAAGAAAUUAAAAUAUCUUUGUAAACCGCACAAUUUUUUGCUUUUGGGAAUUUAAAGCAGCUUCUUAAAUUCUAAAAGGAUAUGAUAAAACUACAAAUUAGUCAUAUUAGCAGUUCGGGAGAAAAUGAUUCAACUCACCACAGAACAACGAGUUUUCAUUAUUAUAAUGCUGCAUGCGUAUUACAUAGAUCUCUCUUACAAAAUUUUUUUUAAACACAUGCAUGAGUUUCUUAGUAUGCAUAAAAUUUACUUUUGUCAAGCUUUUAUUCACUUGUGGGUUCACCAGAUUGCUGAGGCAUUCAAAUUCUAACAAUACGUUAUUUCAAUAGUUUUGGGUUUUUUUUAGGACACCCUGCAUGUAGCGCGUUUAAACAUCACAACAGUGCCGAGCUACCCAUAGGCAUAGCAACAGGUCCAUGCUAAUAUGCUGACAUUUUUAAUUGAGGAUUUUUUAAACUUCAUGGUGUGAUGCAUGCCUUCCAUUGUAUGACAUUCAGUGAUUAACAGUGUUGAGUGCCAUUUUCAGCAUUUGGGGGGCUAUUUUACCGUAUGUUGGUGAUUUUAAAUAAUUUUACACUUUAAUCACAUCGUUUUCUAAAACAAUUAGUGAAAAUCAAACACAAGGGGGCUCAACUACUGUCAGUAACAACAAAAUGUUUUAAAUCUACAGGGUGUCCCAAAAACCCAAAACUAUUGAAAUAACGUAUUGUUAGAAUCUGAAUGUCUCAGCACUCUGCUGAACCCACAAGUGCAUAAAAGCUUGACAUACAAGGUGUAUCAAAAAAAUGUACACCCUUUCAAAUUCAAAUUAACCGCAAUCUAUUGUAGUAAUUUGACAGCCGUAUAAUUUGUCGAAUUAAUGAAUGUGUGAAAACACAAGGUCUUCUGCACAUGGCAAUUUAGGAUAACUUCUAUUUGUAUGAACAAAUACACAACUCAAAGAAAAAUGUUUAAAUUAAGCAUUAUUCAAGUCUGCUGUCUGCAUAAGAUAUAAAAUGGGCCAGCUUACUGCAGAGCAACGAAUAUUUAAAUGGCUAUGGCUAAUUUGAAUUUGAAAGUGUGUACAUUUUUUUGAUACACCUGUAAGUAAAUUUAUGCAUAAAGAAACUGUUCAAUAGACCGUUUGCUGUGACCUCGAAAAGUGCCUAGAAAACGAUUUUCAUUGAGCAUGUUUUGGAACUGAAAUAUUUUUAUGGGAAGUUGGGAACUAACACUUUCGAACAGGGGCGUAGCUAGAGGGGGUCUGGGGGUGUAACUCCCCCCCCCCCCCAUUCAUCACAGAUUCGGCAAAUGUCUGUUAGACUCGGCAAAUGUCUGCUAGACUGGGGAUAGACUAGGGAAAUUGUUUUCGGAUUUAUUGGGAAAUUGUUAUCGUGUCUAGGACCGAAAAAAGUAAUAGCUAGCUAAAGCAAAAAUGUUACAAAAUGUACGAAAAGUUAUGGAAAAGGUUAACAAUUCACGAUAUAUCGGGUAAAUGUUUGUGAUGUUACUCUGUUACUGAUGAGUGUGCAUCCACACCGGGCAAACUGAAAACUUUGCUUGGCCAUGGUGGGAAUCGAACCCGCGACCUUUGGGAAACUAGUCCGCCAAUGCUCUGCCAACUGAGCUACGCAGUCAAGUCGGUUCGAGUAGGAUAAUAUUUCGGAACUGUGUCUAGUUCCUUCGAUAUCAUAUUCACCUGAGUACAUAACACCAACACACACAAAUAUCAAUCACAAACAUCAUAUUCACCUGAGUACAUAACACCAAUGGGAAAAAAUUAGGAAAAAUAUUGUAUUUUUGGAAAAAUUAUGAUAUGUCCGAAAAUUUUUUUGUAUAUUAGGAAAAAUUAAGACAUGUCCGGAAAAAUUUUUGUAUUCCAGAAAAAAUUUUAUGACCUACCCCCUCUCCCCCUCCCCCGCAGUCACUCGGCAAAAUUCACUCUUACACCCCCAUUCAAAGAGGUGGAGCAACGUCCCUGGUUUCGAACACGCUGACUCAAUUCUCGGAAAACUUCUUGCUCCGUAGACCCACAGUUUUCUCACGAACUGAUAUUUUAUCUUCACUAAUUUCACGACGAUUUUUUUCAUUGUUCAACGACACGAAUGGAUGAAGACACACGAUUGCAUAACUCAAAAUGACUAAUUCCUAUAAAGGGUGUCCCAAAAAACCCGAAAACUAUUGAAAUCACUUAUUGUUAAAAUUGAAUGCCCUACCAAAAAGCUGAACGUAAUGAUGCGUAAAAUAUAGACAAGGUGCAUGUAUUAAAAUUUAGUUAAGAACAUCUCCUUGUAAAGUGCGCGAUUUUCUGCUCUUGGGAAUUUAGAGCAGCUUCUUAACAGUUUCUUUAUGCAUAAAAUUUACUUAUGUCAAUCAUUUAUGCACUCGUGGGAAGCAACAGAGUGCUAAGGCAUUCAAAUUCUAACAAUUAAAUUGUUAUUGGUGAUUUCAAUAGUUUUCGGGUUUUUUGGGACACCCUGUAUUCUGCACAUGUGAAGUACGGCGUAUGAAACAGGCCUUAAUAAGUAUACGUUAUUUUGAGGCAACGAGGGGAUAUGUGAUUUAUUCACCGAGGCGCGCAGCGCCGAGGUGAAUAAACAUAUCCCCGAGGUGCCUCAAAAUAACGUACUUAUUUUUCACACUGCGAGGUCGCGUUAAUGAGUCAGAAAAGAAAUAAUUCUCAAUGCCAUAUUGCUUUUGCGAUGUUGUUUUUUCUCAUUUUUUGUGCUGCAAAGACGUUGCAGGUGAAUAUUAGAGGGGGUUAUUAAUUGCAGGUGAAUAUUAGAGGGGAUUAUUAAACGGAAAUUGAUUAGAGGGGGAUAUUGAAUAUAUUCCCCGACAAGAACAAAGGAAACCGAGCAGGGUGAAAAAUUAGUCAAUAUAUGCACCCUGUCAAUACUUUACACAUCUUUGCGCUCAGCUUAGAGCUAGGGCAUUCAAAUUCUAACAAUACGUUAUUUCAAUGGUUUUGGUUUUUUGGGGUCACCCCUGUAUGGUGAGUUGGGUAAUACUGUAGAACGCCAUGCUGCACUGUCACAAUCAACGCACUUGUAAAUCCAACAAUCUACACUAAAUCACAGGCCAGCUAUAAUAUCUGUUUGAUUUUCAUUGAUUGUUUUAGAAAAUGGUGUGACUAAAGUGUAAAAUGAUUUAAAAUCACCAAAAUACGAUAAAUAGCUCCAAAAUGCUGAAAAUGGCACUCAACACUGUUCACUGAAUGUCACACAAUGGAAGGCAUGCAUCACACCAUGAAGUUUAAUUAAACAAUUCCCAAUUAAAAAUGUCAGCAUAGCAUAGCAUUGACCUGUUGCUGCUUUAAAUUCCCAAAAGCAGACAAUCGUGCGCAUUACAAAGAUAUUUUAAUUUCUUAAUUAAAGAUAGAGUUCAGUCCGGUCUGCGCAUGCGCACAUAGGAGUUUCCUGCCGUGAUAUAACACUUUAUAAAUUAGGUUUUUAUUUCAUUUUAUGUUCUUGCAAAGCCUGAUUGUUGUAUCUUGAUAAUUUAUUAUACUGUAGAAGCAUGAAAAUAUAAAUAGUUGUCGAAUAAAGUUCAAUAUUUUGAAUACCGAAACUUUGUUGACAUACGGACUGUGCACCCUGCCAAUAUUUACGCAUCUUUGCGUCUCAUAAGUAGAGUUGAUGUCGGCAAAAGUUCCGCAAAAAAGUUCCGCAAAAAAGUUCCGCUUGGCAUAUGAAGUGACGCCCACGAUUUUUGUCCUAUAUCACGAUGAAAUUUAAUUGGUUAAGACUUGUCCACGUGACGUGAGUGGCUUAAGUUUUAAAGGAAAACGCAAGUCAAUUUUGUGCAGUGUUGUACCAACUUUCAAACGUGUUACAAUAACGAAAUGAAAAUGGCAAAAAUGAUUUUUCUGAUUUUCGUUGGUUUUCUUGCGAUGGCUACUCUUGGUGAAGCGAUCUGUUGUGAUUCGAUAAAGUCACUAGUGAAGGAGAAGAUUGAAGCGAACAAAACAUUAUGCGGUGCUGGAAACACACUUCCCCCUCAGUGUUGCAGAGAUAUUGCAAAUAUGGUUAAACAAUAUGUUGAUGCAUAUGAAGCAUUAUGUUUGAACAAUAGAAGUAAUAAGUAUUAGUAUAGUCUUUAUUUGCAUGUGUAAGAUGAUAAUAUCAGUCUGAGAUGAUAAUUGGUCAUUUUUAUCGCAAUAUAACGCAAUGAUUCAAUCAAGGUGUCAUUUGACAGCCAAAAGCCUGAUCUUUAUACAUACGAAAACAGAAAACGUAUACUGAACGUAAUAAUUAACACCAAAAAUAGAGCCAUAAAUUUCUGCAGUGUAAUGGCAAAUUAUCUAUUUUAUUCAAGCUUCAUGUAAAGAUCCCAAACCAUUAGGAAUGACAAGUGGUAAAAUACCUGAUGAUGCAAUCACGGCGUCAUCUACUGUUGCCAGCACUUACAAACCUAGCUAUGCAAGAUUGACAAAGACAGGUUCUGGCUGCUCUUGGGCACCUAGUUCAGCAGGGAGAGUCGGCUCGUGGCUUCAGGUUGAUCUGGGACAACUCACCACAGUGACAGGAAUAGCAACCCAGGGAUCAUGUUAUAGCGCCAAUGAAUGGGCAAAGUCGUACUCGGUUUCAUACAGCAAUGAACCCAAUUCAUGGACACCUUACGAAGAAUCAGGGAAUGUAAAGGUAAGUCAGCGCAUCAAUCUUGUAUGGUGAAAUUUUACAAAACACGGAUUCAGAAAUUAAUAUAGAGGCCCGUUUACACUUUUUUUUACAGAUUUUGCUAUUGAACACAAUACACUAUAUUACAUAAAAUUAGUUACAAAAUAGGCUCCAUGGGAAUGUUCUGAGUAUGUAUACCCUCCUGUGGAUAUUCAUAACUUAUCCACUCGUGCACAUGCAUUAGAAGAAGAAAAUCGCAGCAAAAAUUGCAAGUGUAAACGGGCCUUAAGUGUAGAAAAAAUUGUCCGCUUAGGCCUAGCUGUUCUAGGAAGCUCUGCACCAGAGUGGAAUGAAUUAUUGAAACCUCAUCUGACUUUUUUAAUUUAGGUUUUUCAAGGAAACACCGAUCAAAGUUCCAUCGUUACCCACUCAUUCAAAUCUCCUAUUCGUGCUCGGUACCUGCGUGUGUUGCCAAAAUCUUCGAGCAAUUAUCCUGUAAUGAGGCUCGAGCUUUACGGUUGUCGCCACUAGUUUGCAUGUCAUUAAUAUACGUGCGUGCAUGCAUGCAUGCAUGCAUGCAUUGUUAUGUUACAGAGUAAUAAUUGCUAUAUAUAUGUAAUGCAUGCAUGGUUACUUUUUCUUUGUAAUAUGUUUUGUUAUUUUAAUGAUAAUAAAUUGAAACUUGGCCAACUGGCGUGCAAGUGUGUACUGACAUUGUUCAUUGAAGACUUAUCAGAGAGUGGUAAAGGGUAUAUUCGUAAAUUGUCAAUGUUUGUUCUCGUACGUGAAUGACGGAUUUUUGUGUACAUGUCGUGAAACGUGAUUUACAUGCCUGGCC